Molecule: messenger RNA, 315 nt
Organism: Rangifer tarandus platyrhynchus (Svalbard reindeer)
Lineage: Eukaryota; Metazoa; Chordata; Mammalia; Artiodactyla; Cervidae
Source: the annotation of a GenBank genome assembly
AUGGGACAGAAGAUGGUUGAUCCCUGGGCCUGGAGUCCGAGCCCACCACUGCCCUGUCUUCUUCAUGGCCAAGUUCUCACCCCUCCCAGGAGGCCUCUUGGGGGCCAAGGGGAUGGGGUGUGCACGACAGGAGCAGGAGUCCAUGACUGGAUGGAGGUGCCCACACCAGGACUGGAGGGUCUGUCUGGAGCUGGAGGCCACGGGGCAGGCAGGAGGGCUCCCACCGAUCUUGUGGGUCCACACGUCAGAGUUGUAGGCCUGCUCAUGGUGCACCAGGCUGUCGAUGGGACCAGUCCAGCCUGCGCAGGUGCCUGA